Molecule: messenger RNA, 3434 nt
Organism: Perca fluviatilis (European perch)
Lineage: Eukaryota; Metazoa; Chordata; Actinopteri; Perciformes; Percidae
Gene: rps6kc1
Product: ribosomal protein S6 kinase polypeptide 1
Exons: 16
Coding region: 93-3434 (1113 amino acids)
Biological process (GO): protein phosphorylation
Cellular component (GO): early endosome
Molecular function (GO): protein kinase activity; phosphatidylinositol binding; ATP binding
Source: RefSeq, a predicted model, not a curated record
UCUAAUUAAUUUGCCUCCUGUCACUGUGCUGUCAGGGAAUGAAUGUGAAUGGCUAGCCGACUGGUAGCUUUGGCAAUGUUGUCACUAUCAGAAUGAUCUCGCAGCGGGACAGAGGAGAACUGGCUCGGUUUUAUACUGUCACAGAUCCCAAAAAGCAUCUGAAAGGCUAUACUGUGUACAAAGUCACCGCAAGGAUAAUCUCCAGGAAGAACCCAGAAGAUGUCCAAGAGAUAACAGUAUGGAAGAGAUACAGUGAUUUCCGGAAGCUUCAUCAGAACCUCUGGCAGCUGCACAAGAAUGUAUGUAGACAGUCGGAGCUGUUUCCUCCAUUUGCCAAGGCUAAAGUCUUUGGUCGUUUUGAUGACUCAGUAGUUGAGGAAAGAAGACAGUGCUCCGAGGAUCUGCUGCAGUUCUCUGCUAAUAUCCCUGCUCUUUAUAGCAGUCAGCAUAUCCAAGAUUUUUUCAAGGGAGGGGAGGUCCACGACGGCUCGGAGCUCAUUGGACCAGCUGAGCCUUUUUCUGACUUCCUGGCAGACAGUUUAUCAGACUGCAGCUCUGACGUUCAAAGAGACAUCAGUGGUGCAGAUGAUUUGACUAUCACAUCUGAGUAUGGAGGCCCGUCCAGUGACAGCGACCUGACCUCCCUGGCUGUGGAUACAGACUCUUUGGCUGGGCUAGAUGAUGGCAUGGCCUCAGGCCGCACCUCCCCAAACCAGCCACAGGGGGGAGCCACCAACAUUGGCAGCAGUUGCAGCCCUCGCUUGCCCUCCCUGCACGGUCGCCGCACUCCAUCGCCUGCUCCAGUCCCUGCCUCCUCAGCCCCGAACCCAGAGGUCAGCUGGUCAGGCCGAACGCCACUCUUUUCCAGCAGUCUGAAGAAAGCCAGUGGUGGCAACCCAAAGGAGGUGAAGUCAGACUACCUAGACAGAGCCAGUGAGCUCAUCUGUUUGGCUGUACAGAAGGAGAAAGAGCAGGACUUCCAGGCAGCUUUCUCCUGCUAUCGUAGCGGAGUGGACCUGCUGCUGCAAGGAGUGCAAGGUGAGCCCAGUCCCACGCGGCGAGAGGCAGUGAAGAAGAAGACUGCAGAGUAUCUAAUGCGUGCAGAACAGAUAUCCAGUCAGCAUCUGAGAAGCAACAUGGGUCAAGGGUCAACACAGACAGUGGCUUUGGGGGCACAGUGCUGCCCAUCCACCAGCAGAGGAGGCCAGCAGAGUCCGUCCGAGGAGCUGAGAGCUUACAGGGUGUUGGGGGUGAUAGAUAAGGUUCUUUUGGUCAUGGACAAGAGAACACAAGAGACGUUCAUCCUGAAAGGUCUGAGAAAGAGCAGUGACUGUGGGCAGACUAAGAGGACAAUUAUGCCUCACUCAGUGCCGCACAUGGUGCAGCUGAGAAAGUUCAUUGUCUCUGAAGACACAGUUUUCCUUUUGCUGCAGUAUGCUGAAGGUGGUAAGCUGUGGUCUCACAUUGGAAAGUACCUGCGUAAUUCCAGCCCAGAAGAGAGCUUUGACAUUCCUUUCAUCCAGAAGAGCCACACAGUGGCUGUACACUCUCCACAACAUGCUGUACCACAGCUGGAUGUAGGUUCAGCCAGUUCUGGUUCUGGGCCGGUUGCUUGUUCUGAUUCUGUCUCAGGGCUUCAGAACAAAGGGGAGAAACUCAUUGUGUCUCCUAAGAAAAGCGUUCUCCCUCCCAGGCUUAUCGAACAAAUUGGUGCCCAGUCAGACUCUGGAGCCACGUCUGAGGAAGAGUGCACCAACAGUUAUUUGACACUUUGCAAUGAGUAUGAACAAGACAAAGUAGAACCAGAUGCACUAGAAGAAGAGAAGGAGGAGGAGGAAAAGAGUGAACAUGAAAUGCUGUCCCUGGAAGUGCCCGUUGCGACGACCACUACUUCCUCGCGUAGCCGCUCCCUGCUUAGCAAUGACAGCCUAUCACCUAUCAGCUCUCAAGAACUUGGCUUUUUUACCGAGUCGUCCGACAAAAGUGGCCACACCCUUGACAAUGACCAAUACCGCGUCGAGGGACAGGACCACAGUGAAGUGUUCAGUCCUUUGCCCUCACCUGCUGUGCCUCUGUCUUUGGAUCAGUCCAAGCACACGCCAAUGGAGUUUUUCCGUAUUGACAGCAAAGACAGUGCAAGUGAGGUGACCUGUCUGGACUCUCAUAAGCCGGUUCCCCUCUUUUCUACAUCAGACCUGGGCUCUGAGGAUCUUCCAGAGCUGGCUCAGGAGGUCAAGUACCACAGCUCGGAGCUUUGGGAAUUGGACUGUAGCGAUAAAGGCUCCAAUGAGUCAGUGCCAGUCAUCUCUUUUAAAGAGGCAGUAGUGGAGGAUGAGGGACACCCACCAGACCUUUUGGUCAACCUGCCUAUAACGGGUGGGACUGUAGACUCUUUACAGGAAGAAUUAGACACUUCGGGGGGGGUUGUGGGACUCGAGGCCACAGCCUCUCCUCAGAAGUUCAUUCAGCCUGAUGUUUUACAGCUUCCCGUUCACCCUGAGGAAGAGGAGGAGCAGCUGCUGGAGCAGGACCUUUCAUCUUUAUGUACAGCCUCUGCAACAUAUGACACCAGUGUUGCAUCUUCCUCUCCCUUCAACUCACUGUGGGAUGACUGCAGCGUGGCGUUUGGGCAAGAAGCCUCUGACAAAAUGGUGGUUCAUUCUCCAUGCCAAAAUAAUGAACUUCCCCUUGACCUUCCAGUUACUGAUCUUCUAAAUGAGAAACCAGAGGCCAGUACAAGAGUAAAUACAGACUUAGUUCCAGACCCCAGUAGCAACAGCACAGGCUCUAUCCCCGCCACAAAUGGGACUAAGGCAUGCACAGUGGUUGAGAGUUUAUUAGGUCUUGAUGGUGAAUCAAGAGUUAUUAGCACUACAGGUGGCAGCGAAUUUGAUAAAGAAGUAUCGCGGCUGUUUGCAGAGCUGGAUGAGCUGUCGUUGGCUGCAUCCCAAGCUCGUAUCCCGGAGGAGUUUGUCCGAUGCUGCGCGGUAGAGAUGGUUAAAGCCCUGGAUUGUCUGCACCAAGAGGGCGUCAUCUGUCGAGACCUUAACCCCAACAACAUCCUGCUCAACCACCAAGGUCAUGUUCAGCUUACCUACUUUUGUAGCUGGAAUGAUGUGGAGGAGUCCUGUGACAAAGAGGCCAUUGCCAAUAUGUACUGUGCACCAGAGGUGGGAGGUAUCAGUGAGGGGACCGCAGCAUGCGAUUGGUGGAGUUUGGGCGCCGUCCUGUUUGAGCUCCUGACAGGCAUGUCUCUGCUGCGGUGCCAUCCAGCGGGAAUUGGUCGCCACACUGCUCUCAACAUCCCAGCUGUCUAUUUAGGGGGGGGGGGGUUGCUCCAGUACAACCCAAUGGAGAGACUGGGGGCAGGUGUGGGAGGCGUGGAUGAUAUCAAAUCCCACCCUUUCUUUGCCAGAGUGGACUGGUCCAAAUAG